Messenger RNA from Plodia interpunctella (Indianmeal moth), 2836 nucleotides. RefSeq names its product orion (gene orion). Bases 26 to 2041 code for a protein of 671 amino acids. The transcript is spliced from 10 exons. The record is from RefSeq and is a predicted model, not a curated record. Lineage: Eukaryota; Metazoa; Arthropoda; Insecta; Lepidoptera; Pyralidae.
CAACAGUACCGCGGCGUCCGUCGUCAUGAUCGUGCGGGUGCGAUAUCUAUUCGCGCUGCUUGCGUUGGCGCAUGUUUCGAUCGCUUUAGUCGACGAUGUGCUAGACAUAAUCAAAUUAGGGAAGGAAAUCAGCGAAGACAUCAUCAACUCAUGGGACAUAGUCGGGAAACCAUUCAAUGCGUCAGGUGGAGUGGAAUUGCCGUUAUUUAGAAGAAGGGAGAAGGCUGUGUUGCGGCGAAUAGCUCAAAUCUCACGUUCGAUAGAAAAGGUUGAAGCCAGCAUAGAGAGGACGAGUGGAGUGUUGAUGCUGUUGACGAAGAACAAUGGAAAGGGGUCGAGGUUGGAGCUGAGGUUGCACGAAAUGACGGAUUUGUUGAGCAGGGUUUCGGCAGCCGAUGCGAAGAUGAGGGAAUAUGUAACUCUUCAGAGGGACUUGGAAAAGAUAACACUGGAGAAUUUCGCCAUGUGGUGUGUGUCGCAUGACGCGGGUGCGUUGCCCUCCAUUUUGGACCGGGUACACGCGUUAAUCGCGCCCCCUCAUAAACAUCUGCUGGGACGGAAUCUGUUCGGAUUGGUUUUGGAAGACGUGGGGGAUGAGCACCCCGACCUGUGCGAGCUGCAGAUGUCGCAGCACCAGCUCAUCUACGACAUGUACAACACGAUAUCGUUGGCGGAGAUCAAGGGAUACGCUAUGAUGCAGUUCUCCUGGAUGCUGCUCAGGAUAUACGGCAAAGGAAACUUCACCCAAGAAGCAAGCCUCACGAGACAAAGGUAUGGCCAGAGAACAAAUCAGACUGCGGCGGCUGCCAGAGCAGCGCUAUCGUUGGCCAAACGCGAUCUGCAUCGGUGUGACCCUGAGGUCCAUAAAGAAGGCGUAACCUACGAGAUGGUGAAGCGUCUCCUUCAAGGCUACAUCGAAAAUGAAGUGGACCUAAACUCGGACGGAACCUGCAGAGAGAAUUGUGCCUAUUACACCGUGGCGGAGAACAAGGGAUGCUUCAAGGACCAGUUCUGCUCCAAGCAAAAGGCUUGUAAAGGCAGGAUCAUUGAUUGCACCUUCGUCGAAUCGGACAUGUGGGUUUGUCAGCCGAACAGCUGGUACGACCAUAGGCGAUAUCAAUGGAUCAAAUACGAAAGCGGGCGUACACUCGGACACGCUGAUACUUGCUCAGGGAUCACGACCAAGGUGGACUCCUGGUGGAGAUGGAACUUGCUACACUGCUCGUACUGUUUUUGCCUGUGCGAGGAAGAUGUCCACGACAACGGCACCCAAAGAUUCUUCAGCUUAGUAGAGGCUUUAGCAGACUUUGAUAGAAACAAGGUUGUGACUGGUAUUCGUCUCGUCAAGCACGGAAGAGUGUUCCAUCUUCAGGUCAGCGAAGGAACUCUUGGAGAACGGGGUUCAGUGACCCCUGGAUCUUGGGUCGAGCUGAAGAGCAAAUUUGACCCUGAAGACUACGAGGUCACGGAGGGAGUGGAUUUUCACACUUUGACUUACGAAAAGAGAGCCAUAGAUUUGGACGAACUAGAAUCGCCUUCAGGGCAUGUUAUGACUGGUGCAAGGUUUAGAAUGAUCGGUGCCCACUUGCACUUCGAGAUUCGCGCCACGCCCUUCAACUACACCACGGGCAGGCUGUCACCGGAGAGAAGUCUAUGGAUCAGCAACGACAACACCGACGGCACGUUCAGUCCCAGAAAAAAGCUCGAUCUGACAUCACCAGACAUCCCGACUCGGUCCAACGUGCCCCUCCCGGUGGAUUCCAUCCACGAUCAGUACAUGGAGUUCACACACAGUGACAUGAGCAAAGACGCGGCGCAGAACACUGUGCCUUACAUCGACAUACAGCCAGUGCAGCCGCUGAAAGGAGCGGCUUUACUAAGCGGCGCGGGUAUAAUUCACCGCGGAAUCCCAGGGUCCGGUGGUUUCCUAGCGGCCAAAGUGAUCACAUACGACUUCUCUCACCACGUUCAGGCAGAGAUGCCUUCCGAGGAGAACUACCACGAGGACGACACUACGGACUUCGUACCGAUGGUCAACUAAUGGUAGGGUUGGAUCGUGGGAAGUUGAGCUUUGUGACUAUCGUGAUAAGGUCCGAAAUUUGAUUAUGACUGCUCCAUGUUUAAAUCAUUUCAUCGCACUUGUUCAGCAUUUACACUGCAAUUGAAGGCGCCAAAGUCAGUUUUAUCGCAAUAAUCAUAAAGUUCAUUCUUCAGUGUAUGCAAGGGAACAAAAAAUUAAGCUUCCAUCGGUUGCGUUAUUCCCUUGUUGUGAGCGAGUGGAUCAAAUAAUUUUACUAUAAUUUGCUAUAGCUAUUAAUUAAAACGAUUGGAAUCUGUUUAAGUCUUUUGGAUGUUGGAAAUUGAAGUUUUAUGAAAUACAUUUUUUUUUAAAUCAAAUUCAGAUAUACCAUAUGUCAUGAAAAUUGUGAUUUUGACUUAGACAUAAGAAGUCUUAGAUCAAAAACUCUGUAAUUUAAUUAUUAAGAUAAUUAUAAUAAGAUUAAAAUUUUAAUACUAAUCUCCGUUGUGAAAAUGAGCAAAGCCACAUACAAACACACAAUAGUAAAUGCGUCAAGAAAUUGCGCAAUCAUUUUAUAUAAUCUUUCACAAUUGCUGAUAUUUUUGAUGAUUGUCAUUGCAUUGUUUCGAUCGAUUGAUUUAAUGCGGAUUUUUUUUACAUAUCAUCUCAAUAGUAAUAGUAAAAAGUCAGUAUAAUUUUGAAGUAUUUUCGCACUGUUUGUGGUUAUUAGCUAGUUUUCACUCAAACUCCUUAGUCAUGUAAUCUUUUUUACGUAAAUUAGAAUGCAUUUUGUAUGAAUAAUUAUAAGAAUUGAAA